Malassezia restricta is the source of this 270-nucleotide messenger RNA. Its product is annotated as mitochondrial import inner membrane translocase subunit TIM9. The record is from RefSeq and is a predicted model, not a curated record. The transcript is spliced from 2 exons. NCBI's taxonomy places the organism in Eukaryota, Fungi, Basidiomycota, Malasseziomycetes, Malasseziales, Malasseziaceae. The coding region runs from base 1 to 270 and encodes 89 amino acids.
AUGGACCUUUCGGCUCUCUCGUCCUCUGAACAGUUGCAAAUGCAGCGCCUCAUUGAGCAAAAGCAGCUCAAGGACUUUAUGCGUCUGUACUCGGGUCUGGUGGAGCGCUGCUUCGGUAGCUGUAUCCACGACUUUACGUCGCGCGCCAUUACGUCCAAAGAGUCCGAAUGCGUGUCGCAUUGCACACAAAAGUUCCUGAAGCACUCCGAGCGUGUUGGUGCUCGCUUUGCUGAGGAGAAUGCUAGGCUCAUGGGCCAGCAGCCUCAGUAA